This is a messenger RNA of Pseudophryne corroboree (corroboree frog), 1306 nucleotides long. RefSeq names its product HscB mitochondrial iron-sulfur cluster cochaperone (gene HSCB). Lineage: Eukaryota; Metazoa; Chordata; Amphibia; Anura; Myobatrachidae. The record is from RefSeq and is a predicted model, not a curated record. Gene Ontology annotation, molecular function: ATPase activator activity; protein-folding chaperone binding. Gene Ontology annotation, cellular component: mitochondrion. Gene Ontology annotation, biological process: protein complex oligomerization; [2Fe-2S] cluster assembly. The transcript is spliced from 6 exons. The coding region runs from base 1 to 816 and encodes 271 amino acids.
AUGGCGCCGGCCGGGCAGGGAGUGUGGAGGUGCUGUGUACGCCUGUGGGGGAGGAGGACGGAGGUUUCCUUGUCGCGGGGUAUCUCUGCCUCUCAGCCCUGUGCCAGCCCCCAGCGUGCUGACCCCUACAUCGCCCUGUGCCGGCGUACCCCUGUGUCCCUCCCCGGUGCCCUGUCCCGGUGUCCCUGCUCCCCUCACCCUAUGCGCAGCCUGUGCGCUGCAGCCCCCCAGAGCCCGCUGUGCUGGCGCUGCCAGUCAGUGGUGGCCAGAGCUGAGCUCUUCUGCCCAUCGUGCAGCGCACUGCAGCCACUGGAUGACACCCAGGACUUCUUCCACAUGCUGGGCUGUGACCAUUCAUUUGAUAUUGACAUUCAGGAACUACAGAAAACAUAUCGGAAUCUCCAGCGUUUGCUUCAUCCAGAUUACUUUGGCCAAAAGUCACAGCAUGAACAGGAGAUAUCGGAAAGACAUUCUUCAUUAGUUAACAAGGCAUACAAUACCUUGCUGUCUCCAUUAAGCAGAGGAGUAUAUUUGCUAAGUCUUCAUGGCAUUACGUUCACAGAAGGGACAGAGGAUGGCGUGGAUGCACCGUUUCUUUUUGAAAUUUUAGAAAUCAAUGAAGAUCUAAAUGAGAUGAACAAUGAUGCUGAAAUUGAAGACAUUGGAAUCUUUAUACAAGCUAAAUGUCAGUCACUGACUGAAAAUAUCAGCGAUGCCUUUCAAAAAGGUGACUUUGAAGGUGCUAAAAUGUUUUUAGCGAAGUUGAAAUACUACUCAAAUAUACUUGACCAAGUUAAGAAGAAGAUUAUUCCGUGACCGAUUAUUCUGCCAGCUCCUGUUAAACUGUAAUACUGGGCUGCAUUCUAAUAGGUGUCUCACCAUGGACUAGCUAGAUCUUUGGUCAGACUGGUAAGAGCACACCUGCCCAUGACAACCCUGCCUACUUGUAAGCAGAAGACUGAAGAGCACUACUCCGUGAAAGGCUUUUAUGGGAUGACUAUUGCAGACAGAUGAUGGUACAAUUAAUAAUUUCAUGAUUCCACUAUGUGGUUUUCAUUGUGCAGAAUUUGAUAUUUAUUGCUGUUCAACUGUUGAUACACAAACGUUUGUCUAAUGAUCAUUUCAGUCCGGAAAUAUCUAAAGUGUUGGUCAUGAUGAAAUUAUAUUCUCUGCUUUAUGGUUGAUUUAAUAUAUAGAUAUCAGUUUUAUUGUCACCUACAGAAAUCUCAUAUUUUACUGUUUUUGGACUUUUGCAAGUUUUUAUUUAGUGCAAUAAUAUUUAAUUAAACUUUAUUUUGUGAAUGUU